CUCGUUUUAAAAGACAGUGGCAUGCGACACCCGGAUGACGAAGGUCGCGUUUGGGAAGUCGAAGAUCAUUUCGACGAGCUUACGUGGUGGGACGUCACCAAUCACACAACAAGCGAGACUCAGCAGCUACCGCUUGUGCUAAACCAAUGGCACGAUAUUGCCUCCGCGAUUCACGACGCGUAAUUGAAGGCAACGAGAGUGAGCACUACGGACAUUCCAUUCGUCACAUUAUCGCCACCAACCGCAGCAACUUCAUUUAAAUUUGGUCUUUUUUCGUGCAAAGAAACAAUUUCGGUGACAGUAGUCAACUUCUUUUAUGUCUCUUAUCGACGCUGCCAGUGUCAGAAUGCCAUUCGAAAUUCAGAUCGCUCCUUGACGCGGCAUGGUGGCACGGAGGACACCGCCAUGCGACGAGUGGGUGGCUCACUCGCACAAGCUCGCAACGAGGAACAAGAUGCUGCAGCUGACAAUGGCAGCGCUACGAGCGCGGCUGGGGGACGCUGUGGCUAAGCUUGUGCUGGUGCCCGUAGUGGUGAGUCUCUGCGGGGCCAUGACGCUCAUUCUCGGACUGCAAUGGGUGGAGGCGUUACAGCGCCAACGACAAGUGAUCGAAUGGCGCACGCGGCUGUGGACGAUGUUGUUGGCACUACUCCAGGCAAUGCUGCCGGCCAAGCGACUUGAAGCAUCCGGUGGCGAGGGCUAUUCCUCGCGUCCUUUGAAGAGACAGAGCGAUACAUCAAGGACCAGAAGUCCCACUAAACGUGCUCGAAGACGCGUGCUUAUCUGGGAUUUGGAUGAGACUCUGGUGCUGUUCGCCUCGCUGUACACAGGCACAUUCGCCCAGACGCACGGCAAGGAAGUGGCGCCUGGAGUGGCUCUUGGUGAGCAGAUGAUGACUUUUCUACUGGCGAUGUUGGAGAAGCAUUUCUUCUUCAGUGAUCUUCACGAUACAGACGUGGACCACAUCGCACAUAGGUAUGAACGUAUCCGGGAGAUCUACGAACGUCGCGGACACGUGGACUUUUUGCAUGAUACAAACAGUGAAUGGUUCGCCAUCCAUGGCGCGUUAGUAGCGGCUAUUGACAAUUUUUCGACGGGUUGGCUGCAUGAAGCUCGGCAAGUGGAAAAUGUCAACGUGCUGGUCACAAAUACGCAACUGGUGCCAGCAUUGUGCAAGUGCCUCAUUUACCAACUGGACGCAUUCUUCCCGAUCGAUCGUGUGUAUUCUUCAGCAAAGGUGCGCAAGUAUAGGUGUUUUGAAGCGAUCAUGAAGAAAUAUGAUGCUCCAGACGCUGAAUUUGUAGCCAUUGGUGACGGACUGGAGGAGGAGCAGGUAAGCCUUGCACUCGGGCUCGAGUUCCACAAGAUUCGGUCACUUGUGGACCUCAAACGACUGCGCUACGACUUGCAAUUGGUGAAAGCUAACAGUAGCAGCUCGAACUCGGCGGUUGUUGACACGCCUGCUGUUGCUGCGGCUCAAAUGCCAGUUGCCUCGUCGCCAGUCGGCCAAACUGCUGUAGUCUAA
Phytophthora infestans T30-4 is the source of this 1525-nucleotide messenger RNA. RefSeq names its product eyes absent family protein. Gene Ontology annotation, biological process: anatomical structure development; positive regulation of DNA repair; cell differentiation. The transcript has 7 exons. Lineage: Eukaryota; Oomycota; Peronosporomycetes; Peronosporales; Peronosporaceae. Gene Ontology annotation, molecular function: protein tyrosine phosphatase activity. Bases 470 to 1525 code for a protein of 351 amino acids. Gene Ontology annotation, cellular component: nucleus. The record is from RefSeq and is a predicted model, not a curated record.